AUGUCCCCAAAGACCCCACAGGCCCGGGGUCAGGAACCAACAGGCUCCAAUACCGAGUCCAGGAUGAGAAAUCCUAUCAACCAACAAUACAAGGAUGAAGAUCAAUAUCAAGACCAUCCAGAUGCACCCCUACCGAUCGAAUCUUCCAAAUCGACAAAUGGAAGAUAUUCAGAUCAUCCAGAAUAUGAAUAUGAAAAUGGAAAUGAACAAGAUGGAUACAACUGCCAAAGCAGCAGUGAAAGCCAAAGCGACCUCGAAAACCAAGCACUCGCACAAUCCGAACCCCGUCCUAUUGACGAUGAAUAUAACGAUAACGACGAAAAUCAAGCUGCAGCAGACCGACCCCGCCAUGCAUGGCAGAUCCUCUGGCUCCGAAAUAAAGGCAUGGCCCUCGUAUUACUAGCGCAGAUGUUUGGCGCUUCGAUGAAUGUCAUGACGCAGAUUUUGGAGAUUCAUAGUGCUAUGCACCCAUUCCAGGUCCUCUUCGCCAGAAUGUCAAUAACAGCCCUAGCAAGCUACAUCUACAUGUACUACGCCUCAGUCCCAAACCCAAUAGGAACACGGCCCGUACGGCCCCUCCUCCUCCUCCGCGCAGCAAGCGGCUUCAUGGGCGUCUACGGACUCUACUAUUCAGUCCAGUACCUGCCCCUCUCCGAAGCAACGGUGAUCACCUUCCUCGCGCCAAUUAUGACCUGCUACGCUUGUUCAUUGCUUAUCCCCGGCGAGACAUUCUCGCGUCGGCAGCAGUUUGCGGCGCUCGUUUCGCUGGGCGGGGUUGUGCUUAUUGCUAGGCCCUUUGGGAAGCGGGAGAAGGUUGAUUCGGUGACUACUGCUGUGUCGGUUUGGGCUAUGGGUCUUUCUGCUUCGAAUGGGGGUGGGGAGGAGACGCCUGAUGAUGCUGACGCUUAUCAUCAUGUUCUGGCGACGGUUGUUGCGUUUGUCGGUGUUAUUGGGGCUGCGGGUGCUUAUACUUCUAUUCGGAUGAUUGGGAAGCGUGCGCAUCCGCUUGUCUCUGUGACGUAUUUUUCGACGGUUACUACUGUUGUUUCGUUCUUGGCUAUGGCGUUUGUGCCGGCUGUGCCAUUUCGAUUGCCGAGUACUGUUGUUGAGUGGUCCUUGUUGACCGGAUUGGGGGUCUGCGGGUUCUUGCUGCAGUUCUUGUUGACGGCGGGUUUGUCGUAUGUUCCUCCGGCUUCGGUUUCUGGGGGGAAGGUUGUUGGCCAGGGGUCUAAGGCUACGUCGAUGGUUUAUAUGCAGAUGCUGUUUGCGCUGUUUUAUGAUAAGGUUGUUUGGGGGGUUACGCUGUCUGGGGUUAGUUUGAUUGGAUCGGGGUUGAUUUUGAUUUGUGCGGUUUAUGUUGCUGUUGAGGGAGGGAAGCAGACGCAGACACAGACACAGACACAGAGGCAGACGCAGACUCGGGAUGAGAGUCGGGGUGGGAAUGAGGAAUAUCGGGAUGUUGAGGGGUACAAAAACGCCACUGAAAGGGAGGCGCAGGAGUAA
Molecule: messenger RNA, 1503 nt
Organism: Penicillium arizonense
Lineage: Eukaryota; Fungi; Ascomycota; Eurotiomycetes; Eurotiales; Aspergillaceae
Product: DMT family transporter
Exons: 2
Coding region: 1-1503 (500 amino acids)
Cellular component (GO): membrane
Source: RefSeq, a predicted model, not a curated record